AUGCGCCGAAUACACGACACCAAGACACAAAUGUUGACACUUCAAGAACACAUCCAGUUAAGGCUGUCAGAUGGAAGGACCCGCUGUGCUGGUCGAUUGGAGAUUUACCACGGAGGCACAUGGGGCUCCGUGUGUGAUGAUGCUUGGGAUGAGAUAGAUGCUCAAGUGGUUUGUAAGCAACUAGGUUGUGGAAAGGCCCUGGAUAUGGCACCGCGUUUUACCUUUGAACCCGGCUCAGGCCCAAUUUGGUUGAAAGAUGUGAAGUGUUCUGGAAACGAAUCACUUCUUUGGGAAUGCCCAUCAGCACAACUGGGUCAGCAAGGCGACUGUUCUCACAAGGAGGAUGUCAGGAUUGUAUGCUUAGAUCACAAGGAGAUACGGUUGGUGAAUGGAAAACAUCGCUGCCAGGGGAGAAUGGAAGUGUUUUACAAUGGGACCUGGGGAACGGUGUGCUUGGAAAAUCCAGAUGUACAGAGUGCUGAGCUAAUUUGUAAAGAUUUCGACUGUGGUGCCCUUUUGUCCAUUGAUUUUGACGAUCAGUCAUUCGGAACAGGGGCGGGACCUGUUUGGCUCGAGGGGUUGGAGUGUCUAUCGCACAGGUCGGCCGUGUGGCAAUGUCAGGCAGAUCCCUGGGGCCGUUGCAGCUCUCGACAGUUAGAAAAUGCAGGUGUCUUUUGUUCAGAGAGAAAUGUGGCAAAGGAGCAGAGCCUCAAUUCAACUUCCUGUGAUCAACAAUCAGAUCCACAAUACAGCGUGCGCCUGGAUGGAGGACGCAGCAACUGCUCUGGGAGAGUGGAGAUCAUGUGUGAUAAACGUUGGGGCACGGUGUGCGGUGAUUCCUGGGACAUAACUGAUGCCAGUGUUGUCUGCAGGCAGCUGGGAUGUGGGUUUGCUGUAUCGGCCAGAGGAGAGCCCGCUGUCUCCCUGAGUGAAGGUGUGAUCUGGCAGAAUGAUGUGAAGUGUAAGGGAAGUGAAUCCUUUCUCUCCGACUGUCUCUCCCCACCCCCAGCUCAAAUGGAGUGUAAUCACAAGGAAAUUGCCACUGUGAUUUGCUCUGAAUUCGAGUUGUUGCUGACUUCCCCUUCACCUCCACCUGCGGGACAGGAAAGUAAAUCUAUUUCUACACCUGCUGUCGUCUGCCUAACCUUGGGGACCCUGUUAAUCUGUGAGUUGAUCGUACUACUGGUGGUAAUGCAGAGAAAGUCACAAAUGAAAGAACCUCGCACUGGUGACAGAGACUCCAGUCUUGGUUUGCAUCAAGGAAUUUAUGAAGAAAUUGAAGAUACUCCCCCUGCCCACAAGACGGAUCAGAAACAUGGAUCAGGAGUUUCUAUUGCCUCACUCAAUCACAUUGAGUACUACACCAGCCACAACGUAAAUCACAAUAAUCUGGAAGCAGAAACUCCUGGGGUGAACUUCAACAGUAUUCCAGGUCCACUUCGUGCUGAUUAUGACGAUAUUGAGAUUGAAGAUGUUGAAUCUCAGGAUGGCCAGUUCCAAUUGGACAGUGAUCCCGAUUAAGCCCUCUCACUGACAAAUAACAGCAAUGGCCUUUGCGUACUUGGUGAACGUUAGUCUGCUUCAACAUGGGACGCCCUGAUGCUGAUAAUCUUUGAGAAGUCGUCUACAAUCGUUUCCCGAAUGCUGAGUUUUUUUGUUUCCCUUCAGUAUAAGGUUAACUUCAUUGUAAUUCAUCAACAUUUGAUCUGUAUUGACUUGACUAUCAUCAUAUUCUUGCUUUCUUGAUUUGAUUGCGUGCAUUGUUAUGAGUUAA
Messenger RNA from Hemiscyllium ocellatum (epaulette shark), 1774 nucleotides. Its product is annotated as scavenger receptor cysteine-rich type 1 protein M130-like. Gene Ontology annotation, cellular component: membrane. The transcript is spliced from 11 exons. The record is from RefSeq and is a predicted model, not a curated record. The coding region runs from base 1 to 1521 and encodes 506 amino acids. NCBI's taxonomy places the organism in Eukaryota, Metazoa, Chordata, Chondrichthyes, Orectolobiformes, Hemiscylliidae.